AUGCUCGGCGAUUUCCUCAAACUGAUGGGAAAACGCGUACCCGAGGCUUCAAAUGCUUCUUCACCUCACGUGCACAUUACAUCGGAUGUGCAGAUCAUGGAGCUAGAAAGCGAAUGCUCGCCAGACAUUUUCAUCUCCCGGCUAGAAGCCUGUUUCGAACAUUUCCAAAUACAAUGGCAGGAGUCUCUGCAAGGUAGUGAGCUUUCAAGGUUCGGGUUUGGGGAUCACCCUGAUUAUUCAUGGACGCUCAAACACGCCGAUGCCGCCAGCUGUGGCUGGAUUCACACAUAUCCAGAGGAUGCGACACGAGUACCCGACGAUGGAGACCACUCUCGGAUACGCAUCGCCCCCGGACUGGGCUUCAUGGAAGACGAGAGCGUAGCGGAUCCCAGUAACUUUGACGAGACUGAGCAAGAGGCGCGCAUGUACGAGGCUGGCGAGUACGUACCACUCUUCGUGCAGGCCAGGAAGAUACUAGACUACACAUUUACCACACAUAUGGUGGAUCAGAUGAAUGAAGCGCCGCGAGCACAUUUGGCCUCCUUCAAGCGACGGAUGCAGGGUGUCUGGUCAGUACCAUUACUACGUACCGUGCUCCUCCUCGCUGCCAUGGUCAAUUGUCGCAUUCCGUUAUCUGCCGCUGCGUGGGUCAACAAGCUCUUCGUCCCCAUCUACAUCCACCACAGCGAAGAUCUUCUUUCCGUCGGUCUCUUGGCUAAGCACGCACGUCAGCCUAAACAUCAAAGACAAGACCCUCUUUACUUACUUUGUGUCGGCCAACACCUCCCAUCCGCCGAGAUGGUAGUUGAGAAACAACAUAACUUCAUGGGUCCCGCGUCGAACGUGUCUAGUAAUCCGUUUCACAAACCGCGCCCUAUCGAUUCGGAAGCCGCUGAGAAGCUCGAGGCGCAGAAGGCCGACUACGAGGCCAGGAUCGCCGACAUGAGCAAAGUGUACCAGGCCAACUUCGAGAACACCAUCAAGGACUACGAGGCCAAGCUCAGCGAAAAGGAAAAACUCCAAGAGAUCGAGAUCGAACACGUGAGGGACUUCAUCAACCAUGAUGUCGUUGAGAUCAAGAAGAAAUCCGAGACCAAGCUCCACGACCUCGCCGAGAACUACGAGGCCAAGAUUGCUCACCUGGAGAACGAAUCGAAGUCCAAGCUCGAGAAAACCAUCAAGCACUACGAGGUCUUGGUCAGGCAAGAGGAAAAACACGGCGAUUGGCUGCUCAAGGAGGUGAGGGAAGGCUACGAGACCACGAUCGCAGAGAUGAAGAAAGAACACGCGCUCGAGUCUGAAGCCGCAAAGAAGGACCACGAGUUCAACCUCGGCAGACUCAAUCAAGAUCACGCGAUUCCGGAACGUGCCUUCCAAGAGAAGACCUGGAGUCUUGCGGCGCUCCAAAAGACAGCGACCAAGGAAGCCGACUUCCUCAGCAAGUCCGCCCAGCCAGACGCGGAAGCGACAUGUGCGGACGUGCUCGCCGACAAGAAGGCGGACACCAACGACAAGAAGCCCGAGAUUGAUGCGCUCAAAGGCACCAUCGACGCCCUCAAAGACACCGUCGGUAUACAAAUGGUGGCUGCAGAAGAUCUCCGCGAGACCGUCAAGGACCUUCGAGAGCGCAAUGCAAAGCUCGAAGCAGAGCUUCAGAAGAAGUAG
Messenger RNA from Alternaria ethzedia, 1665 nucleotides. RefSeq lists its product as uncharacterized. The transcript is spliced from 2 exons. NCBI's taxonomy places the organism in Eukaryota, Fungi, Ascomycota, Dothideomycetes, Pleosporales, Pleosporaceae. The coding region runs from base 1 to 1665 and encodes 554 amino acids. The record is from RefSeq and is a predicted model, not a curated record.